CCUGGGCGCAGGCGCAGUGGCAACGGCAGCGCUGGCGGCGUUAGCGUUAACAACUGCCGGGCCAGGAUGGCGUCCAGCUUCAAGAAGCCGAACUCGGCUCCCGCCAGCCAGAGGAAGAAGUCGGGUCCGAAGCCCGAACUCACUGAAGAUCAGAAGCAAGAAGUUCGAGAGGCGUUUGACCUCUUCGAUGCCGAUGGAAGUGGCACCAUCGACGUGAAGGAGCUGAAGGUGGCCAUGAGGGCGCUGGGCUUCGAACCCAGGAAGGAAGAGAUCAAGAAAAUGAUCUCGGAGGUGGACAAGGAGGGCACGGGGAAGAUCAGCUUCAACGACUUCCUGGCUGUGAUGACUCAGAAGAUGGCCGAGAAGGACACCAAAGAAGAAAUCCUGAAGGCUUUCCGGCUCUUUGAUGACGACGAGACGGGGAAGAUCUCUUUCAAAAACCUCAAGCGCGUGGCCAACGAGCUGGGCGAGAACCUCACGGAUGAGGAGCUGCAGGAAAUGAUCGACGAGGCUGAUCGGGACGGGGACGGCGAGGUGAACGAGGAGGAGUUUCUGAAGAUCAUGAAAAAGACCAGCCUCUAUUAAAGUCGCUGGCACGGGACGCCAUUCGCCCGAGUUUUGUGAGACUGUCACUUUGAGGGCAGUGGCUGUCUCUAGCUCUUCUUUUUCCUCCUAAUUUGUCUUGAUCAAUUUCCAAACCUCUAGCUCAAUUACAGACUUUGAAAGAUG
Messenger RNA from Oryctolagus cuniculus (rabbit), 729 nucleotides. It is a transcript of the gene CETN1, whose product is annotated as centrin 1. Lineage: Eukaryota; Metazoa; Chordata; Mammalia; Lagomorpha; Leporidae. Gene Ontology annotation, molecular function: calcium ion binding. The record is from RefSeq and is a predicted model, not a curated record. Gene Ontology annotation, cellular component: myosin II complex.